CGCUAGGUCUUUACUUCUCUUCAAUCUAACUCUACUUCUCUUUACUUUUAACACAAACCGGACUCUGUGAGAAAGUUAGUUUGACUCUGACGUCUCCUCUCUGAGCUCUACCAGACUCUCCCCCUCUUCUCUGAGUCCCUCUCAGCCUGGAGGAUGAUGGAGGCGGAGAGCUGCUGGCUGCGUCUGCUCCUCUUGCUCUGCUUCAUGGCCCUCCACAGCUCGGCCAUCGACACUGUGAACGUGGUGGACUUCUGUGGUCAGACGAUCCGUGGUGACGGUAUGAUCGUCAACUCUCACCAGGAAUCUAAAAAGUACUACUUCGUAACCAUGGCUACAGACUGUCACCUCACCAUGCAGGCCAGCUCCCCUAAAGACAAGGUCCAGUUCCACUUCCGCUUCUUCCUGGUCUACAGUCUGCUACGAGUGGCCCCUCUAAGUCCCGCCCCAGUCUUCCCAGAGUCCCCUCGUGGCUCUGCCCCUUUGAACCCCAGACUGGAGCCCACUUCAGGUGAGAGCUCAGGGGACCCGUGUCACGCUGGCUCAUACGUUCAGUUCUAUGAUGGACGAGACAGGAACUCACCUCCACUGGGGCCUCCUCUCUGUGGGAAGAGCCCUCCUCGACCCGUCCUGUCCACAGGAAACUACUUGACCCUGAGACUGGUGACUAGAGGGACUCAGCCCAGAGUGGACUUUGUGGGGGAUUUCACUUCAUUCAGACUGGGUUUUAACCAAUCUGAGUGCAGCAGUGAGCCUUACUUCACCUGUAGGAAUGGGAAGUGUAUCCCUCUGAGCCUGGUGUGUGACGAUAAAGGCAUCGACAACUGUGGGGAUGGAAGUGACCUGGAGGAGAACCUGACCACAGGCUGUAAAGCAGGUCAGCUUCUUCCUCCUGAACCUCCACCAGCGAUAGCAACCCCGCAUCCACCUGCUGUGACUCCGCCCACUGCGCCGAUUGCUUCACACAUGAACUGCGGCAUGCCAGACAGCACUCCCAGUCACGAAUCAGUAACUGACUCUCCGGCCUCCCUGUCCCUGCUGGUCCUCUACAUCCUCCUGGGCGUGGUGGCGGGCAGCGUGGUGCUCUGCUGGUGCUGCUGGUCACCUGGAUGGUUCCUUUGGCGAAUCAGCAUCUGCCGUUUUUUACCCUGCUGUAACGUCCCCUGUUCUUCCUGCCAGCUCUGCGCUCAGAGCUGCACACACGGGAAGGAGCACCGGCUGGCAAAGGUGACACCACACACGCCAGUCAACGGGGCCCCGGCAGGCCCGGCGGCAAACGCCAACAGUGCUGAGGAAAAUGUUACUGUGGCGGCUGUUUAGAGGAGAAAGUCAGAGACAUGGGAUUAUCACACUGAUGCUGGGGUCAAAGGUGAACAUGAACAGCUGACACAACAAAGAUCUCUCUCUUUCUUUGUGUUUUGUGAAGCAGGAGAAAGACUGUUGUUACAUGGAGGUAAAGCAGGGUACAGCAUAACUGUGGAGUGAAUAAAAAGUGGUGAAAAGGGUUUUUUGAGAUCUCUGACGAAAAUUUUGCUUGUUUGGAGCACAAAUUUUCUGAUGACAGCACUUACAGCUGAAAAGACUGCUUUUUAAGUUUGAACCAUACAGCCUUAAAUGCUCUACAGUGUUCAUAUAUUUGUCUGUAAAAUGACGUAUAACUUCACUCCUUCUAUGUCUUGGAACCAACUGAUUUGUCGUUCUGGAGACCAGCUCAGAAGAUUCAGAAUCUGCAGCUUUGACCAAAACUAUUUCUUUGACACAUGCUGGGGAGACAAAGAGUCGCCCUCCUGGUGACAACAGCUGCUCUCUGUGUGAGAAAUUCCUUCAAACUUUCCGUUCUCCUCCCAGCAGUCCUCCAUUGUUCCAGAAAUGAGCCGAUGUGAAGCAUGGACGAUGGAGAGAAAAGUUUGUCAGUAUCUGGAGAAAAAAACCUUUCUGAUAAAUUUCAUUUUAUUGUUGUGUUUUUGCAAAUAGCAUCCACUCAU
This is a messenger RNA of Cheilinus undulatus (humphead wrasse), 1982 nucleotides long. RefSeq names its product low density lipoprotein receptor class A domain containing 2 (gene ldlrad2). The transcript is spliced from 5 exons. Bases 154 to 1317 code for a protein of 387 amino acids. Lineage: Eukaryota; Metazoa; Chordata; Actinopteri; Labriformes; Labridae. The record is from RefSeq and is a predicted model, not a curated record. Gene Ontology annotation, molecular function: protein binding.